UCAUCGCAUAACAUACGUAUUCAACAAGCCAAAUACGGAAAUAACACCGUGUCCGCUAAACCAGGAAGAUUGCUGGCAACGUCUAGCCUCUCGACGAGCCUCUCGCACUUGAACUGCUCGCCUUAUUGCAAGUCGAACGAGUAUGGACGUACAGAUUUUUAACGAGUUCCAUUGCAAGUUCUUGGCUUCCAAUGACGAUAACCAGUUGGUCCUGGACGAUGCGGAGAGAGUAACAAGCAAGCGAUUGUGGGAGUUUACAAGCGAGAAUUUCAUCAUCAACCAGUACAACGGUCUCGCGCUGCAAGUUCAAGAAAACAGCCAGACGGUUGUGCUGGGUAUACGCGCGAGAGUCAAGCAUUCUCAAAGUGGAUUCCUACCUCAGGAAAUAAAAUCCGCCUAGCCGCAGGCAGCAAGAUGUACCUCUGCGCGCCGAACCCAUCGGGAAACGUCGAAGUGAGAUUUUGCGAUAAAGCCGACGACGACACGAAUGGUUUUAACGAAUGGAAGCCUCUCUCUGAAAAAGGAGAAAAUAUUAGAUUGCCUACCGAAGAGAUAGAUGCGCCUGAUGACGAUUCUCAGUAUGGCUAUCCAGUUCCGGGUAAAAUGCAGCGUCCGACGUCAGCCAUUUCAAUGCAGGCCAUGUUUUUCGUCAAUGACAGCGAAUGGGCGGCGCUGCGCUCAUCCGGAGAAUUCGACUAUAUCGUUGUUGGUUCAAGCUUUUGCGGUUUUGCCUUCGUUGAUAGGGUGUUGAAGAAUAACCCCUAUGCAAAAAUUCUCAUUUUGGAGCGAGGAGAUUACUUCCUACCUCAGCACUUUCAAAAUCUUCCACUGCCUUUCAGGAACACCCUUGACAUUUCUGAAACGUUCCCAUGGUCAAUUGCGAAAAAGAUGCACGAUGGAGAGUACAUCAAAUGGCUACACGGCCAGGUCCCAUACUUAGGCGGGCGCUCCGGUAUUUGGAGCGCGUGGUGUCCAGAGCCAUUAGACGAGGAUAUGCCUGGGUGGCCAAAGGAAGUUACGAAUGCUAUACAUCAUUAUUUCAUGGAUGUAAAGGAGCUUUUAAAUGUUAUACCAGCCAGUAAGAUUUUCGAGAAGGAAGAUAAUCCGAUCUAUGGAGUGAUGCAGAAGUGUCUCAAAGAAGAGCUGGAGAAGAAUAAAGCGAAGCUUCCCACCAUCACUAGGAUCAUUCCUGCGCCGCUAGCUGUUGGUGCUCCACAUUUACGGUACAUUCACUACCACAAGUUUUCGGUGCCUGGCCACCUUCUGAACAUACUGGAAGAGCAGAAACGAAAGUGCACUCGUGGCGAAGGUUGGCUAACCAAGCUAGCUACAAACUGCAUUGUGGAAAAGAUCAUCCACCAUGAAGAGAAAGCCACAGCUCUAAAGACCAGUCGUGGUGAAAUAAAACUUGGCAACGCCAAGCUCAUUCUAGCAAUGGGGACCCUACCACCCACAACACUCGUCCUCAACUCCUUCCCUAAGUUUCGAUUUCAGAGCUUUAAGCAUGUUGGAGAGCGUUUCACCGCCCACUUUAUUAGUUUCAUCACGGGUCGUGUCCCGAAGUCAUGUCUUCCCUUCAAUGAUGUAAUGGGCAAUUUCGAAAUGGGUGCUUUAUAUAUCGCAGGAGUGGACGUCCCUAGAGGACAGUACCACAUUCAACUCUCUGCAGUAGCCAAUGCAAAUCCAGACAAGGAUGCUGCUGAUGCCCUACGACAUUCUCCGGAUGUAUUUGCUGCACCAUCCGACGAGCAGCUAAGGACGUCGAAAGAUCACGUCAUCUUUGGGUGUGCAGCGCUGGGAGAACUAGAUUAUCGCAACGACGACAACUGGUUCCGCUUGAACAAAAGUUCGGACAUCACCAGCAACGUCGACCUUCAGGUGAUUGCAAACGAAAAUGAUAACAAAUUGUGGGACGUCAUGGACGAGUCCACCUUUGAUGUGAUUGAGAAGGGAGUGUCCGGCAGUGAUGUCGAGUAUUGGCAUUCUCAGGGGAGCAGCGGCUCAUGGCUGACUCAACGUCCCCCUGCUGACAAGAGACGAUCGCCUGGUCUUGUGCAUGAGGCGUCUACAAUGUGGAUAGGUAGUAGCGAGGAAGCCCCCGUCAGACUCGAUUAUCGUCUUCGUGGUGUGAAGAAUGUAUACAUCACUGGGGCAUCCCUGUGGCCCACUGGAGGUUCUUGGAAUCCAACUGGUGCUAUGGUGGCUCUUGCAAUGCACCUUGCAGACAAGCUCUCCAAAGGAAACUGACGAAUGCAAGUAGCUACAUACAGAGUCAAAGUUUGACAAUAAUUUAUAUUCUGUGGGAAACUAUAGUUUUAAUCGUCUUUUUAUAGCGCUCGUGAUAGCUAUAUAUUUUUUAUAUAUUUUCAUUCCUCUGUCGUUCAUUCUCUAAGAGAGAACUAGUGAGCUCUCUAUGGCCGUUGCGCCCCUGCGUAGCAAGGGCAGGAACAUGCAAUGUUCAGAACAUGGAUACUCUGUUUUUUAUCGCAGAGUUCAUAUGCCAGCGCGUACUGCAAACCAUAGCAAAACAGGCAUACUGUUUCUUACAUUCUUUUAUGCAAUGUGCUGUUUAGCUGCAGUAAACAACAACAUAAUUAUUUGUCCAUCUGUUCAAUGAAAGCUUUUCGCCUCAAAAUAAUUGAUUGUUUGCUGACUAUCUUCCAUACCUACCAACCUGCAGAUAAACCUUUACUUCCGAAAUGUGUCA
Molecule: messenger RNA, 2707 nt
Organism: Geodia barretti
Lineage: Eukaryota; Metazoa; Porifera; Demospongiae; Tetractinellida; Geodiidae
Source: the annotation of a GenBank genome assembly